AUGGCUGAUAAAGAUGUGGAGGCGCGUAACACGCCCUCACCAGGUCCUAGACGACAGAGGGCUCCCACCAUUACCAUCGACACUUCGGCUGUCAACCCCAACGACGCUGCCAUGGGAGACUCUGUUCCAUUGGGCGACCUGCAGGACAACCGCUCAUCCUCAUCACAACACCAUGAAACUGGAGGAGACAUCUCCCCGAGCACCUCGAAGCACCCGACCACUGAGCUUCGUGCCACUAAUUCCUUCGAGAGUCGCAAGAGCGGCGAGAGUAGACCGACCAGCCCUCACAACAUCUCUUCGCCUGCCGGCUGGGGAACCUCAUCGCAAGCCUUUCUCUCUGUCCCAGGACGCUCGCGUGGGAACUCCUUCGAUACCGAGAACGGGGAGUCCACGUCCAGCGGCACGUACAUUGCCUCUUCGCAAGGGGAGACUGUGCACGGCGGAAACAACACCAAUGGCGUAAUUGACGACAAGGAUGCGCUUCGUCCUGACCCAGGGACCGAAGCCGACUUUGAAGUCGAAAACAACCCCUUCGCCUAUUCGCCAGGUCAGCUGGGGAAACUCUACAACCCUAAAAGCUUGGCGGCCUUCUACGCAUUAGGUGGUCUUGAAGGACUCGAGAAGGGUCUCCAGUCAGAUCGAAAAUCCGGGCUAAGUGUCGACGAGGUGCACGUUCAAGGCACCAUCUCGUUUGAAGAAGCGACCACACAAGGCUCUACACUUGCACCGAAAGCCACGCCAUCCAACGUACCCCAACGGACCAACACUGCUGGAGAGCCUGGGAAAGACGCGUUUGCCGACCGGAAACGGGUUUAUAGCGACAAUCGGUUGCCCGAACGGAAACCGAAAAGUAUUCUCCAAUUGGCCUGGAUAGCUUACAACGACAAGGUGUUGAUUCUUCUUACCAUUGCUGCCGCAAUCUCAUUGUCUCUCGGUCUCUACCAGACUUUCGGCGUCAAGCACGAGCCUGGCGAGGCCAAGGUCGAGUGGGUCGAAGGUGUCGCCAUUAUCGUCGCGAUUGUCAUUGUUGUCGUUGUCGGCGCUGCCAAUGAUUGGCAGAAGGAGCGACAGUUUGUCAAGCUGAACAAGAAGAAGGAAGACCGCUACGUCAAGGCCAUCCGAUCCGGAAAACUACGCGAAAUAUCUGUGUACGACAUCUUGGUUGGUGAUGUGGUUAACCUUGAGCCCGGUGACAUGGUACCUGUCGAUGGUAUUUUGAUUCAAGGUUCUGGUCUCAAAUGCGACGAGUCGUCUGCUACCGGCGAAUCUGAUCUUCUGAGAAAGACCCCGGCUGACGAUGCCUUCCGAGCUAUCGAGAAUCACGAACCAACGAAGAAGAUCGAUCCCUUCAUCCUUUCAGGCGCCAAAGUUUCAGAGGGUGUAGGUACUUUCAUGGUUACUGCUACUGGAAUUCACUCGAGCUACGGCAAAACGAUGAUGUCUUUGCGCGAAGAAAGCGAGGUCACGCCUUUGCAAUCAAAGCUCAACACGCUCGCGACCUACAUUGCAAAACUCGGCGGCGCAUCUGCUCUCCUCUUGUUUGUUGUUCUUUUCAUCAAAUUUCUCGUCCACCUCCGGACCAGCAACGAUAAUGCAGCUCAAAAGGGACAGAACUUCUUGAAUAUUUUGAUUGUCGCUAUCACCGUUGUUGUCGUGGCGGUCCCCGAAGGCCUUCCUCUUGCCGUCACGCUUGCUCUUGCUUUCGCUACAACUCGCAUGCUCAAGGAGAACAACCUUGUACGAGUGUUGCGCUCCUGCGAGACUAUGGGUAAUGCUACGACCAUUUGUUCCGACAAGACUGGUACCUUGACUCAAAACAAGAUGACCGUUGUAUCAGGUACGCUGGGCACGGCUCUUCGCUUCGGAGAUAGGAAGAUGCAGGCGUCAACCUCAACAAAGCCUAUCGACGACGGUACCAAAGGAAAACACAGUCUUGAAACGCCUAUCGAGAACCUCGAUGAUGUUACGCCUUCAGAAUUUGUUUCUAACCUCAGCAAGGAAGUGAAGGAUUUGCUGCUGCAAUCUAUUGUUCAGAACACGACCGCUUUCGAAGGUGCCGAGGGUGGCGCUGAUCCUUUCAUUGGGUCCAAGACCGAAACUGCUCUCCUCGGUUUUGCUCGCGAUCAUCUCGGCAUGGGUUCUCUUUCGACAGAACGAUCCAACGCGAACAUUGUCCAGGUCGUUCCUUUUGACUCUGCCAUCAAAUGCUCUGGAGCUGUUGCUAAACUGGCAGACGGUCGCUACAGGCUUUACGUCAAGGGUGCUUCUGAAAUCUUGCUCGCCAAAUGCGACACCAUCAUCUCUGAGGCCACUAAGGAAGUAAGCGAGAGGCCCUUGUCGGACGAUAACAGCGAAACCCUCGAGCAAAUCAUCAACACGUACGCAUCUCGGUCAUUGCGAACCAUCGGGCUUGUCUACCGCGACUUUGAGAGCUGGCCCCCUCGCGAUGCACGCAAGCACGACGACGAUGCUUCUCGAGCAGUUUUUGAAGAUGUGUUCAAGAAGAUGACAUUCCUAGCCAUCGUCGGUAUCCAGGACCCCCUACGAGAUGGCGUGCGCGAAGCUGUCAAAGAUUGCCAGGGUGCCGGUGUAUAUGUGCGCAUGGUCACUGGUGACAACGUUCUGACUGCCAAGGCGAUCGCUGAAGACUGCGGCAUUCUGGUACCUGGUGGUCUCGUCAUGGAAGGUCCCACAUUCAGGAAACUCUCGAAACGGGACAUGGAUGCAGCGAUCCCGAAGCUCUGUGUUCUUGCUCGUUCUAGUCCGGACGACAAACGUAAGCUUGUAAAGCGGCUCAAGGAGCUAGGCGAGACCGUCGCAGUUACUGGUGACGGAACAAACGACGCACCAGCCUUGAAGACUGCAGAUGUCGGUUUCUCUAUGGGUAUUGCAGGAACUGAAGUCGCCAAAGAGGCUUCCGCCAUCAUUCUUAUGGACGACAACUUCGCAUCGAUCGUCAAAGCACUCCUCUGGGGCCGAGCUGUUAACGAUGCAGUCAAGAAGUUUCUGCAGUUCCAGAUCACUGUCAACAUCACUGCUGUUCUCCUCACCUUCAUUUCGGCCGUGUCGAGCGAUGAUGAAACAUCAGUACUCACUGCUGUACAGCUGCUUUGGGUCAAUCUCAUCAUGGACACUUUCGCCGCUCUGGCCCUUGCGACCGAUCCACCCACCCGUAGCCUUCUCAACCGCAAGCCCGAUCCGAAGUCCGCGCCUCUCAUUACUCUGAACAUGUGGAAGAUGAUCAUCGGACAGGCAAUCUACCAAUUGGUGGUCACGUUGAUUCUAUACUUCGCUGGAGAGAAGAUCCUUUCGUACGACACUCCGGAGGAGAAGGAACGCAUGCCUACACUGGUCUUCAACACUUUCGUCUGGAUGCAAAUCUUUAACUCCCUGAAUAAUCGCCGCUUGGACAACCGCUUCAACGUUUUUGAGGGUAUCACGCAUAACUGGUUUUUCAUCGGUAUCUUGGCCAUCAUGAUCGGUGGUCAGACUAUGAUCGUAUUUGUCGGUGGUCGUGCAUUUUCAGUUGUGAGGAUCAACAGUGCUCAGUGGGCGUACUCGAUUGUCUUGGGUGCUCUCUCGCUGGUCGUGGGUGUCAUAGUACGACUCAUUCCGGACGAGCUGAUCGCGCGAUGCAUUCCCUCAUUCUUCAAGCGCAAGCGCACGCCAGAAGUGGUUGUUUCGGACGAAUUUCAGUGGAACCAAGGCCUUCUUGAGAUUCGUGAAGAGCUCGCAUUCAUCAAGAAGAUUCGCGGUGGGCGCCUCAGCAACCUCAAGUUCAAAAUUGAGCAUCCCCGCGAGAUUUUCACUCGUUCCAGGUCCAGUCAGUCACUACCAGGUACACCCAACAAUGGUUCGCACAUGGAAAACGAGGGCUCGCCUGCACCACCGACUCCCGAUUCACGGAGUCGCCGUCGCGGAAGGUCGCGAUCAAAUUCCGCUUUCGGUCCAGCCGCUGUCAUGGCGGGUAUUGUUGCGGGCAGUGUGGCUGGUUGGUCACCCAUUGAUCGUCCAGCCGGUGACAACGACUCUUUGAAAUUUUCUCGCGAACGUAGUAAGUCGGAUUUGGAGGCACAAGAGGGUGUCGAAGUCCACCCAGACACCAAAUCGACCGAUCCCAUACUCGCACCUGAUCCAUCCGAGUACCGCGGACCCCCGAGUCAGAACAAGGAAACGACACCCAACUUCAAUGUCGGACCCUUUGCCGGCGAUCCUAAGCUGAAGGAGGACGGGCCCAAGUCGUCCGACUGA
Paraphaeosphaeria sporulosa is the source of this 4251-nucleotide messenger RNA. Its product is annotated as calcium-translocating P-type ATPase. The transcript has a single exon. Gene Ontology annotation, cellular component: membrane; intracellular membrane-bounded organelle. Gene Ontology annotation, molecular function: P-type calcium transporter activity; ATP hydrolysis activity; ATP binding. The coding region runs from base 1 to 4251 and encodes 1416 amino acids. NCBI's taxonomy places the organism in Eukaryota, Fungi, Ascomycota, Dothideomycetes, Pleosporales, Didymosphaeriaceae. Gene Ontology annotation, biological process: intracellular calcium ion homeostasis; calcium ion transmembrane transport. The record is from RefSeq and is a predicted model, not a curated record.